AUGGGCCCCUCGCCAGGAAGUCCAAAGGUACGACCGGCGCGAAGAGGUUGGUGUCUUUUUAUUCUGAAAGACUCCUCCGGUUCAGCAUCUGCCUCCGCCGCCACACAAACGAGUCGUCGAAGUGCAUAAGAAACAAAACUUCAACGACUACGACGCCUACGAGAGCUACGGUCAUGACGACUACACUAAUGAAUAUGCAAACGGUGGUCCGUGAAAAGCUGGAUUCCAGAAGCAUCCGCGAAGAGUUUCAGGCUACAGCGACGAUUUCGACGAAGAGGAGCACUGGCGUCGGCAACAACAAAACGAUGUCUACGAUUCGGUUCCCCUGUCUAACGUCAGAGGCGUCGCCAGGGUCCAGGUGUCUGCCGUCGAGCCGAUGGUGCAGUCGCCUCCGCAGAACAUACCCCAGGCGCCGCCUCUUCCUCGCUCCGACAGCAGCUAUAACCAAGGAACCAUCGGUUAGCUGAACUCUCCAUUUUUCAAAUAAAAUGGGAUGUUUAAGAUCGCCAGCUCAAAUAUUCGAGCGCAAGAAAAGAAGAAAGACGCGAAAGCGUCGAACUUAAGCAUGAGCCGAAGAGAGAGCACAAGGUCAACGAGAAAAUCGAUAGGUGAUUCUUACAAAUAGGGUUGAUUUUUUGCAGAUUUGAACGUCGAGGAAAAUUCUUUUUAAAGCCCUUCGAUUUGGUAAAUUCCAACUUUUAUUCUCGGCUGUCUUAUCACGAAAAUCACUUAACCUUGCAUACUUUUACAGGCACAACGAAGUUCACAUUCGAUACGAUCCUCAUGCGAGCGCCAUGCACAGCCACAAACAUUCCUUCAUCGACGGUUUCAACUCCUCGCCUCAGGAUGAAAAACCGCCCAAGAAAAAGGUUCCGUCAAAGUUUCCGGAUUAAAAAAGACAUUUUCUGUUCGCAGGAACCUUCCCAAACUGCGGGCGCCAUUCGGGCUAUCAUCAACAAUCUGAAAGGCAACAGUGAGAAGCGUAAGUGUCUGGAUAAAUUGGGGGUCUGGAAACGCUUGCUUCAGAUGAUGACGUGCCACGGGUGAAGGUGUCGACGAAUCCUUUCUUACGAGGUGACGGCCAUCUUGACCGGAUGACGCCAUCCCGGAAAACUCCUGAUAACGGUCUGAAGAACGUCCAGGAAGUCGUGCAGAAGAUGAACAACGGAGACUGGCCGAUCAACAUCGAGGACGAGGACGACCGUGUCUCUGCCGAUCUGGCGAGAGACCGCGACCGGGAGAUCCGCAGGUGGGUCCGAAAACUGUAGCUCCACCUUCAUUUUCUAGAAAAGUUUCUCGAAAAUCUUUUAGAAAAUAAAAAAAAGUAGUCAUAGAAUAUCUUCAUUCAAUUUGACUUUUAGCAGAUGUAAAAAUAGAAAUUUGUACGAAAUGAAAAAUAGAUCAUUGAUCAUCUGGUUCAGUUCAUACAAGUUGAAGCCUUCAGAAUGCCAAAGAUGGACAAAGCGCGCCAGUGGGAGACGUUGCACCGGAAGAAGGAAGAACGACGCGAGCGGAUCCUGCCGCCGACGGAGCUGGAGAAGCGCAACGAGUCUCGUUCAGGCUCCCGUCGCGAGAGCAUCGAAGGCAAGGGGAAAGACGGCCGUCGCUCUCAGGUCGAGGUGGUCCACUGCGGAGAGCCGCCGGACAUCGACAAGCUCUCCGAGAAGAGCGAGGAGCACACCAGCGUCUCCACUGAUUCGGCUCUCUACACUGAAUCCGCCGUUUGUCCGUUGCCUGUUUACAAGGUUAUUUUUUUGAAGUAUUCUUUUGAAAAAUUGAAAAACUGCCAUUUUUGCUAAAAAAAAAUUCUUGAAUAGAAAAGGUUUUUUUUUCUUUUCUGAGUUAACCAAUUUCAAAUUUUCAUAGUGUCCGAGCGACUUCAUGAAGCCUUCCGAAUCGAAAGAAGUGAAGAUGGAGGCCGAUAAGCUUCUACUUUACUUCAAGUCUCAUCGCGCAAUUCUCAAUUAUCUUGGUUCGUUUAUAGUCUGCUCGAAGGUCCUUGGAAAGCUGUUCAGAGGAGCACAGAUAAAGAAUCGAAGAGCCGUUAGAGUGUACUGUGGCUUUAAAUUACAAGAUAAUAUAGAAGACAGAAUAUAUUUCUUUCAAUCAACUUCAUUAUUAAAUGUUUCCUUGUUUCAUGAAUCGGACUUUGCGAAUCCCUCUGGAAACACAUCCAGUCGCUUCCCACCUAUCACACUUCCAUCAACGUCGUCGUUCCCGUGAGCUAGACCUCCUUUCUCGCAACCAUCCAGAUGAUUCUAAAAGGGUGAUCUUGUUCCAGGACCUUCCCGGCUCCCGUCCUCACAAGCAGCACGAACAAAUCGGCCCGAAAAUAACUGUCAAUGGCGGACCUGUCUCUCACAAUAACCUCAAAGUAAUAAAUUCGAUCAAAACCGAAGAAAUUGAAUUGAUUUUUUCUCAAUUUCAGUCGCCGCUAAGCCGAGAAGAAGUGCGCUCUCCGCACCGCUCUGCUCAGGUUAUCCAUUCUCCAGCCCGAAUUUUCGGAUAAAAACAAAAGGAAAAUUGGUGAAGGGUGUUGGUAUGGCUCCAUUGCUCCUUUCGUCUGUCCUUUCGGAAAAAAAAAGUAAAUUCUAUUGAAUGAUCAGUGUUAAUAAAAUUUUAUGUCGGAUCGAGCAAUGGAGUUCUAUCGAAUGCAAACACAUGAAGCAAGGCACAAAGAUAUUAGUGAAAAAAAGAUGAAUGAACUUUCAAAUUUGUUAUGCAAUUUUCGAUUCGAAGAGCGGGCGGAAGCUUUCGAAUUUUUUCUAUUCAACCGCCGUCGGUUUUUCCAAGAACUCUAACUUCUGAAAGUACUGUUUUUUUUUUUCGUGUGAAAACCUGUAGAAAAGGGGCUUCAAAAUCUUCAAAUUUUUGAAAUUUGAACAGAUUGGAACAAACUACAAACUACAAAAUUUUGAAAUGAUCUGAAUGAACGCUCUAUUCUAUUCAAACCGAAACUUUCAGAGCGCUGUGCUGAAAGAAGAACUCAAAACUGACGAUAUACAAGGUUAUGAAGUGACGAAAAUAGAGGUGGAAAAUAAAGCGAGCCCACGGAACGCCUCCAAAGAAAAGUGCAAAAAAAAAUGGAAAAUAAAAUGAAAGAAAAUACGAUAUAGAGGCGGCCGGUUCGUCAAGAAGUCAGCGGCAGCCCUAAUCGCCAAAAAACAAGGAAUUUCCGCGUCUAAUGACGAGUCUCCGGUGGGUUGAUCGGUGUUGAAAGUUUUAAAAAAAUCAGAAAAAAAAAAUUGAUUAGGACAGUUAAAAAAUUAUUUAAAACACACUUUAUGAACCAGAAAAAAAUCUGAAUUUAUGAUUGACACUUUCCGCUUAUAAUUUGAUUUAAUGCUUCUGAGAAUUUUUUUAAAAAUUGAUAUAUUUUAUUAUUAACGACUAAUAAUAGUCAGAAAAAAUAGCGGAUCUGAAAGGGUUUCAGAACUCAGCGGAUUUCAUUGACCCCAGGAUCGCUGCCGAGAUCCGUUCUUUGAAAGAGCGCGAGGAAGAAUUGAAGAAAAGCCGUACAGAACUUGGACUGCCCACGAUAGAUGACGUCAUCGACACGUGGAAGGGAAGGUGACCUAGAAUAAUACUCUGUAAGAAGAUGAAGUUGUCUGUAGAAGACCUACCGGCAUCCGGAGCGCUCAGUCGUUGGAUCAUCUGAAUCGGCUCGGAGGACAGAGUUCGCCGUUGGAGAGGAGCCACUCUUCCUACAACGUCUACGUCGAAGUGAUUUCCAUUUCGAAAAUGUGGAACGUACAGUUUGUUUAGAAUGCAGCGGCCAAAGAUGUGGAACAACGACCUGACGACGGCUACUACAGUUAUGCUCAUCGGAACGUUGCGCCACCCACCAAUUAUGGAUCCGAGCCAAGAAGCUCUCGACCGAAUCCGCGGAAUGAAACUCCACAUAAUCGCCGUCCCCAAGAAGGUCUCUUUAUGCGGAAAUUCCCCACAGAAACUGUUUUGCAGUUCGUCCCAAUGACCAGAGAAGGACUUACCAGAUGAGCAGCAACACACGGCAAGCUUUACUUUACUGUUUUUGAAUCACUUAUUUCAGAGAUAGAGAAUUUUUUCGUGAAUCGUCCGACGCUGAGACGCCACGCUCCUAUAUUCCGAAAUCCAAGUGAGUUUUAAAGUUUAUUCGUGUCGACCUCAAAGAGUGUGGGGGAAUAUAGAAAAGUUUCAAAUUGUACAUAUGUUUUAUGCAAUAAGUUUGAAGAAAAACCUUUUCUAAAGUUGCUAUUCUGAGUCAAAUUAAGCAAUACUUCGUUCGAUCCGAGUCCCCGUCAAGCGGUCAACGGCGGUGCGCGUGUGGGCAUCCUCUCGGUCGUUCCUUCGCCCAGGCAAGAGUCUUUCUUCACUGGGACAGCGAGAAAAUCGGCAUUUCAGGCCGAAUGAAGCAGGACCCCACAGCGGCGCCCGCAAGACGGCCUCCGGCAGUCAGUUCAAGAUUGGCCUAUAGAAGAUCGACGAGUCGGCUCACUCGCCAGAAGUCGACCCGCUUGUACCGAGGUAGUAGCGUCGUUCGGUUCUCCGACUUGGUUACCAGCAUUUUCUGA
Caenorhabditis auriculariae is the source of this 4553-nucleotide messenger RNA. NCBI's taxonomy places the organism in Eukaryota, Metazoa, Nematoda, Chromadorea, Rhabditida, Rhabditidae. The record is from the annotation of a GenBank genome assembly.